AUGUCAUACCUGAAAGUUAUGAUCAUAUGGAACAUACUAUGCAUAUCCCUGGUGGUUCUUUCAUUGUCCUUGAUUCCAGAGGUGUCUUCUCAAGAUGUAUCGAGCUGUACAGGGAGAUGUGGGGCAGGGUAUUCUAGAGAGCAUGACUGCCAGUGUGAUUUUAACUGUCACCACUACAUGGAGUGCUGCGCUGACUUCAGGAAAGUCUGCACAGUGGCCGCCUCCUGCGAGGGACGCUGCUUCGAGGCCUUCGAGAGGGGCCGCGAGUGCGACUGCGAUGCCGACUGCGAGCGGUACGGAAAAUGCUGCCCAGACUACGUCAAGUACUGUAAAGAGGCACACACAGAAAAGCCAACCCCAGAGACUCCUCCAGACAACAAAUCUAAAAGGUCCUCCACAGAUGAGGAAGAGUCACCAGAGGAAGCUGUGGAAGAUCCUGAAAUCCCAGUGACCACUCCUGCCCCAACCACAGAACCUGCAGGGACAACCCCCGAGGCCACAGAGGAACCAGCGACCGAAGCUGAGCCUCCCACUCCAGACACAACAGAAGAUGUGACCCCUGAUGCCACAGAGGAGCCACUGACUGAAAUGGACCCAACUGACCUGCCCCCAACACAGGACCCAACCCCUGACGCCACUGAGGCGGCAGCAACCGACAGCGAGCCCCUCACCAGCCCCACGCCUGAGGAGACAACCCCAGAGGAACCAACAACUCCCCCACCAGAGGAGACAACAACCCCAGAGGAACCAACGACACCAGCACCAGAGGAGACAACCCCAGAGGAACCAACAACUCCUAAACCAGAGGAGACAACCCCAGAGGAACCAACAACACCAGCACCAGAGGAGACAACCCCAGAGGAACCAACAACUCCCCCACCAGAGGAGACAACCCCAGAGGAACCAACAACACCAGCACCAGAGGAAACAACCCCAGAGGAACCAACAACUCCCCCACCAGAGGAGACAACAACCCCAGAGGAACCAACGACACCAGCACCAGAGGAGACAACUCCAGAGGAACCAACAACACCAGCACCAGAGGAGACAACUCCAGAGGAACCAACAACACCAGCACCAGAGGAGACAACUCCAGAGGAGCCGACAACACCAGCACCAGAGGAGACAACUCCAGAGGAGCCGACAACACCAGCACCAGAGGAGACAACUCCAGAGGAGCCAACAACACCACACAAGAGACAACCAGAGGAACCAACAACUCCCACCAAGAACACACCAGAGGAGACAACAACCCCAGAGGAACCAACAACUCCCCCACCAGAGGAGACAACAACUCCAGAGGAACCAACAACACCAGCACCAGAGGAGACAACUCCAGAGGAACCAACAACACCAGCACCAGAGGAGACAACUCCAGAGGAGCCAACAACACCAGCACCAGAGGAGACAACCCCAGAGGAACCAACAACACCAGCACCAGAGGAAACAACUCCAGAGGAACCAACAACACCAGCACCAGAGGAGACAACCCCAGAGGAACCAACAACACCAGCACCAGAGGAGACAACUCCAGAGGAGCCAACAACACCAGCACCAGAGGAGACAACUCCAGAGGAGCCGACAACACCAGCACCAGAGGAAACAACUCCAGAGGAACCAACAACACCAGCACCAGAGGAGACAACCCCAGAGGAACCGACAACACCCCCACCAGAGGAGACAACCCCAGAGGAGCCGACAACACCAGCACCAGAGGAGACAACCCCAGAGGAACCAACAACACCAGCACCAGAGGAGACAACCCCAGAGGAGCCGACAACACCAGCACCAGAGGAACCAACAACACCCCCACCAGAGGAGACAACCCCAGAGGAACCAACAACACCAGCACCAGAGGAGACAACCCCAGAGGAACCAACAACCCCUCCACCAGAAGAGACAACCCCAGAGGAACCAACAACACCAGCACCAGAGGAGACAACAACCCCAGAAGAACCAACAACACCACCACCAGAGGAGACAACCCCAGAGGAGCUGACAACACCACCACCAGAGGACAAAACUCCAGAGGAGGCCACAACUCCUAAACCAGAAGAGACAAUCCCAGAGGAACCAACAACACCAGCACCAGAGGAGACAACCCCCCCACCAGAGGAGCCGACAACACCAGCACCAGAAGAGACCACUCCAGAGGAACCAACAACACCCCCACCAGAAGAGACAACCCCCCCUCCAGAAGAGACAACAACCCCAGACGAACCAACAACUCCUAAACCGGAAGAGACAACCCCAGAGGAACCAACAACACCACCACCAGAGGAGACAACCCCCCCACCAGAGGAAACAACCCCCCCACCAGAGGAGCCAACAACACCACCACCAGAGGAGAAAACCCCAGAAGAACCAACAACACCAACACCAGAGGAGACAACCCCCCCACGAGAGGAAACAACCCCAACACCAGAGGAGCCGACAACUCCUAAACCAGAAGAGACAACCCCAGAGGAACCAACAACCCCCCCACCAGAAGAGACAACAACCCCAGAGGAACCAACCACACCAUCGCCAGAAGAAACAACUCCAGAGGAGCCGACAACACCAACACCAGAGGAAACAACCCCAGAAGAACCAACAACACCAACACCAGAAGAGACAACCCCAGAGGAACCAACAACACCAACACCAGAGGAGCCCACCACCCCCAAACCAGAGGAGACAACCCCAGAGGAGCCCACAACCCCCAAACCAGAGGAGACGACCCCAGAGGAGCCCACAACUCCCAAACCAAAAGAGACGACCCCAGAGGAGCCCACAACUCCUAAACCAGAGGAGACGACCCCAGAGGAGCCCACAACUCCCAAACCAAAAGAGACGACCCCAGAGGAGCCCACAACUCCUAAACCAGAGGAGACGACCCCAGAGGAGCCCACAACUCCCAAACCAGAGGAGACGACCCCAGAGGAGCCCACAACUCCCAAACCAGAGGAGACGACCCCAGAGGAGCCCACAACUCCUAAACCAGAAGAGACAACCCCAGAGGAGCCAACAAUGGCAGACUCUCCCACUACCCCUAAACCUGAAGAAACAACUGCAGAAGAACCUACAACCAAGGCAGACUCUCCCACCACCCCUGAAGCAGAGGAUGCUGACUCCCCACCCACCCCUGCUGCCCCUGAGGCCACUAAAGUCACGGCUUCUCCGAGUAGUGCUGCACCCACAACAGUUGGGAAGGACUCCCCCACAACUGGGGCAGGGACAAUGCUUUCAGAUACCACAAUGGAGAUCAAGGAGACAACAACACCAAAGAAAGACAGAACUACUCUGCUUAAAGACAUUUUCACAGCUGCAACUGGGAAAGACACAGUUACUGUAGCUAUGGUGACAACAGCUAAAGCAGGUGAUUCUCCUAAAGGUAUGGAUGAUGUUCCAAAUGCAGCUCCUACGGCCAAGGAUCCUGUCACUGCAGCAACUGAAUCAGAAACAACUUCUACAGACACCAAGACUGCAACAACAGCAGCCACAGCUCCCUUGCCCAGUCACACUGUGCUGGUAACAACCAUCGAGGAAGAUUCAACUCCUCAGCCCAGUGAGGCUGUAACACCAAAAGAAAAAGAGACAGCUACAGACACUGAGCAGGCUGGGCCAGCAGCAGACAAAGAGAGCCCAGGUGCUGCUUGUGUUAUUGUGGAGAUGACAACAGCCGGUAAAAAAGAGGAAACAACCAUUAAAGAAAUGGGCACCACACCUGAAAAAGAAAUGGAAGAUGUCACUGAAAAGGCCCCUGGUACUGCCAAAGAAGAGGUAACUACAGUUACCAAAGAAACCACAACAAGGGACAAAAAGGACACAAUAGAAGAAAUGUAUCUUGUGUCUAAUGGGACAUCCAAGCCAACAAUACAUUUCCAGGAGGUCACUGAGGCUGCAGAAGAACCUCAUCCAACUGAACCUGAAACUCUGCCAGCAAAAGAAGAGCCCGAGAUAAACAAGCCUUUAAUACAAGUUGGGGACCUGCCAAUGUUCCCUGGAGAAACACCAGAGAGGAACGACGAGAAGGACCUGUGCAGCGGCAAGCCAGCGGACGGCAUGGUGGCCCUGCCCAAUGGCACCCUGGCCGUCUUCCGAGGUCACUAUUACUGGCUGCUGAACGGCCGGAGCCCGCCGACUACCAACCCGCGCCGGAUCACCGACGGCUGGGGCAUCCCCUCGCCCAUCGACUCCGUCUUCUCCAGGUGCAACUGCGAUGGAAAAACCUUCUUCAUCAAGGGUCCCCUGUACUGGCGCUUCACUAAUGGUGUUAUGGAUAAUGGCUAUCCCAAACCUCUCGCAACUGGAUUUGCAGGGCUAAGUGGGAGAAUAGUAGCAACCCUCCCUGUGGCAAGAUACAACACCAGACCAGAAUCUGUUUAUUUUAUCAAAAGAGAUGGGAACAUGCAGCAGUACGUGUACAGACAAGAGCCAGCCAAGAAGUGUCAAAGAAGACCCCAGGUCACCAUCAGAUACCCAGCCUUUGUCCCCAGAAUUGUCAUCCGGCGGCGCUUCCAGCGUGCGGUGCGAAUGCCGACCGUCAUCCGCACUGUCAGGAUCAACCCCCACCCCUCUGGAGUUCUGCGCAAGGAAAUCCAAAUGACAACGUACUGGAGAGGGCUCCCCAAGGUUGUCCACUCAACUCUCUCCAUACCCAACCAGAACAAGCCCGAUGGCUACGACUACUACGCCUUCUCUUACAAUCGGUACUACAGUUUGGAUAUUGGCAAAAGAAUAGCACGGCCUGUUACUGCUCUCACAGGAAAGACUGUAACCAAAGACUGGUACAACUGUCCCAGCAAGUGAUGUACAGCAGAGGAGUUAAAUCAAGAUGCCAUUUGGAUG
Molecule: messenger RNA, 4830 nt
Organism: Zonotrichia leucophrys gambelii
Lineage: Eukaryota; Metazoa; Chordata; Aves; Passeriformes; Passerellidae
Gene: PRG4
Product: proteoglycan 4
Exons: 11
Coding region: 1-4791 (1596 amino acids)
Biological process (GO): immune response
Molecular function (GO): polysaccharide binding; scavenger receptor activity
Source: RefSeq, a predicted model, not a curated record